UACAGCACCAUCAUACAAAGGACCCUCAACAAAAUGUCGGUCACAGUCAGAGCGACGGCGUAGCACAGCCAGCAAUCAAGUUGAGUUACGGACUUUAAGUAGCCCGGCUACUGCAAUGCCCUUUGUAGUAUGCCAGUCCAGCAGUUACCUCCCAGGCUCAGUGGCAACCAUGUCCAGCAGACCCUCGACAGGCAGCAGUAUAUCACGGGGGAGUCAAUCCAGAAACUCCACCGGAUCACGCAGCAAAACAAACUUUACGUCGCCGUCAUCACGAGGUGGCGCUCAACCAUGGUCGAAGCGGGCGUCCAUCGUAUCGACGCCUUCUUUGAUAUCAAGUCAAGGCGAUAUCUGCAGGAUAUGCCAUUGUGAAGGAGAUGAAGAAAUGCCUCUUAUACACCCGUGCCUAUGCCUUGGAAGCCUUCAGUAUGUACACCAAGGGUGUAUACAGCAGUGGAUCAAGAGCUCAAAUACCAAGAACUGUGAACUUUGUCGAUUUGAGUUUAUCAUGCAGAGCAAGUUAAAACCUCUUGGCAAGUGGGAAAAGCUGGACAUGUCUCCGGCGGAGAGACGUAAAAUCAUCUGUUCUGUGUCAUUCCAUCUGAUAGCUGUGACGUGUGUGAUAUGGGCCCUAUAUGUCCUGAUAGACAAGACCUCGAGUGAUAUACAAGACGAGGGGAUGCAAUGGCCGUUCUGGACAAAGCUAGUAGUAGUUGCUGUAGGCUUUACAGGUGGAUUAGUCUUUAUGUACGUCCAGUGUAAGGUGUACUUCCAGCUCUGGAGGCGAUUGAAGGCAUACAACAGGGUCAUAUAUGUCCAGAACUGCCCACCGGAAGUCAGGUUGAGGGUCAAGGAGCAGAAGGAGUUGGAAGAACCCCCCAAACCUCAGAUGGACAUCAUCAAUUGACCACAGAGAAGGUUGUUUCCCCAUCUAUCAUCAGUGAAUUGUAUGCAAACGAGUGUGAGCCUAAGCUUGUAGCACUAAAGUAUCAAUAUUUUAAGAUGUUUUACACAUUGUGUUCAAAUGAAUUUGAGCCUGAGCUAUUCUGCUAAAGUAUCAAUUUUGAGAGGCUCAAUUUCUAGCCUAUGACUACAAACUCCUGUAGUCAUUCGCCACUGUAAAAUACCCAGAGCACUUCUACAAUUCAUGCAAAUUAUCUUGAUUUCCACUUUUUUUUGAAAGACUAUUCUGCCCUACAACAGCAAGAGGAUGUAAGUGACAAAAAUGACAUUUUCUGUAAAAUGUAUCUGAAAUUACACUACUAUCAUUCCAAUACCAUGAUUUUCUUGCCAAACAUAUCUUGUUUUCACAGCAUAGGAAAUUCAUAAUGGCAACAAGUGAUUUUGCCCUUGUCACAUCCCAAAUUGUCCCUAAAAUUCCCAAAUGGAAUGAUUGAGGCGACCUUUUUUCAUAAAGUUUCUUCAAGAUUUGCCGCAUACAAUAUUCAAGAAUGAUUUAAAUAUGCACAAAAUAUUGAUAUUUGCAUUUACUGAAAUGAAAGAAAUAGUCCCCCAAAAUUCAGAAAUCACCCUAAUGUGGAAAAAAGAAUAGCCCCUUACCCUACUUUUUGAAACUGAGUAUGAAAUGAGAAUUUUACAUAGAAGAAGAUACAUAUUGGAGAAAAUAUGGAAUUAUAAUGGAAUUAUCAUGUCAAAUUUAUUCAAAAUGUCACUUGUUGCCUCUGCUCUGUGGUAGGGCAGAUAUGUGAUGAGUGAUGUGAGCAACUGGUAACAUAAGGUGGCCUGCCUUAGUUUCAAAGAAACGUCAUUCAAAUGAUUCAGUGACCCCCUCCCACAUCAUUCAUAAUGGUUCAAGGAGUAUAAAUUUGUUUUUGUUGAAUGGUGUUUGAUUGGAUAUGUAACACACAAAUUCAAGCCCAUAGAACAAACAUGUAGAAUCUUUAUUAAUUUACUGCAAGCCAAUGUGAUUUAACGUAUGCGCUGUGAGAUAAUGCACUAUCAAUCAAUAUUUCUUGGUACAUAUUAAUGUGUUAUGACUUUUAAUGCUGUUGAAUUGAUUAACAAAACCUUGAAAGGAAAUAUGAAAGUACUGAAAAAAUAGGCUUGAGGCCUGCAAAAUAUAUCAAAGUAAUUUAAUUGCAGAAUAUCUAACAGUAAUCAAUUCACAUGUGUCAAUUAUUUCAUAGAUAGAUUUCAUAGUAAGAUUUAUUAGAUUCCAUAAUUAUAGUAUUGAUAAUGUAUACAAAUUAUGAGGCUGGCCUCUUUAUAAAACAUUAAUGACUCUGGUAAGAUUUCUGAAGCCAUAGCUAAUUGUGUGUUUAUUUCAAUUCGCAUGUAAAUAAUUUCAUAUAACGGUCAGCAUUUCAUGUGUGACAAUUUUACCAUAUGUUUUGAUUUAUUUCAUUUUCAAGAUUUGAUUUUAUGAUUUUCAUUAUGAUAUCAUUUGCAGAUAUUUGGAAGAAAAUAAUUUUAUUGAAAAUGGCAUAUUGUCAUUCACAUACUUAAAUAGUUUGUUUAUAAUUAUGUUUUGUAACAUAUAUUUAAGAAUUGAAUCCUCUGGAGAUCAGAGGCUACAUGAUUAUCAAAAUACACACUGAUAAAUAUUUUUAAACCUUCGACAAAGGUUUAUUUGAUAAAUAUUGCCAUAAAUCUAUAGGAUUUUGAAGUACAAGACUUAUAAAGAACUAUUGAUAUGUUGUAUUAUCAUCUAUUUAGAGCAUUUUAGCCAUACAUUAAAAACGCGUAUUUUGGUCUGCAUCAAUUGCCCGUGCAGUAUCAGAGCGUAUCCCUAGAAUGACCGAAAUCCGAAGAAUAUCCCAUAGGCUCCUGUACAAAAUUUGCUAUUGAAUAUGAGAGCAUAUUCAACAGUAUAGUGCGCAUGCGCGAAUGCAGACAAUAUACAACGCGUAUAACAAUGAAAGCAAUGAGAUGCGCAGAAUAAGAGCACAACGACACUCGAUUACGUCAUAAUGAACUACGUGCAAGUUGCAUGCCAAUGACCAAAUUUGAUCUUAUAAAGUGAUGAUGCCAUUAUGUGAUAUGUGGAUAUGACUUGUUCUAUCAAAUUUCUCUCUCUCUUUUUGAUUGCUAGGGAUGGGAUAGAUGAUAAUAAUUAUAUUGGAUGGCUUUCUUUCAUGGAAUACCAUAAAUAUUCCACUCGUUAGGGCCAAUAUUCCUCUCAUCUGCGAUUCGUGGAAUAUUUGCCCAAACUCUUGGAAUAUUUGUGGUAUUCCAUUCAGAGCCAUCCAAUAUGAUAUAAAUAUGUAAUGACCUCUGAUGUUAUAUUGUGUACAGUUUUAUUGAUCCUUAUGUACAUGUAUUCAUUACAAGAUUUUGAAUAAAACGAUAGUGGAAAAUAAUUUUCCCCAAAUUUUAGGAGGAAGUACGAUUCCUCUCAAUUUUUAGAAGACCCUGACUUACAAUGGGUAUUCUAAUUAUUCAUUUAUAAUAUUUAAGAUAAUUUACGGUAAUUUGGAUAUUGAAUAACAAUUUUCAAGAUCAUACAUAUUUGUAUGAAAUUCUGAAACAUUCCAAUCAUUUUUUGUAUGAUAGAUGCUUGUGAGAUUGUAGCAAAUAUAGUAAAUUUAUUAAGCCAUUAGAUUCUGGAAUGAGGAUGGCUCCUGUGCAAAACCUGAAUAAAAUUAGGCAAUUCAUAAGACAGAUUUUAACCGUAAAUGUUUUCAUAAUUCUAUUUGAUUCUUGCCUGGGCAUGCUUUUGCUUGUACCUUUAAACCUUGUAAUAAUUUAUUGAUUUAUGUGCUUAUGAUAUAUCAAUAUUGUGUAGGUUAAAGCUGAUGUAUUUAUUUAUUAUUGUUCCAUCAUUAAUGAAAUUAUUGAAUAUGUUUAUUUGAAAUGCUUGAAAUAUAUACUUAUAUUAUGUAAUUAACAGAUGUUUACAACUCAGACAAUCAACAGGCCAGCUUUGUUAAACAUGUAUGUGUAUUUUAUUUGUAUUGUGUGUUUGUGUUUCUUCUAUUUAUUAUUCAUUGCAUUACUAUUUCACAACUAUUCAUUUUCUUUUUUUCCACGCCUUUGUAACUUGUAAUGCAUGCUGGCAUUGACUGGGUCCAUUAUUUUAGAUACUAUAGUGUUUUAAAAAUGGAAAAAUCACUGUUUGCAUCUGAACUCGUCAAUGAUUAGUCCUAAUUCAAAUGACUAUGAUAAUGGCUCUGUUCUUCCUAGAGGUCCAAUACAGCUCGUAAUCUCAAGAUGAUAUAUGAAAGUUUUUGUACUUUAGUAUUUGUAAUGAUAUUGUUCUUAACUUUCAUUCCUUAUGCACAAGUAUAUUAUUAGGGGAUGGGAACUGUGAGGUGUGUUGCAAUAUAUUUGAAUUGGAUUGUAAAUACAGUGAAACUUUGUUAAACAUCAAGAAAAUAGGCAUCCUCUUUGGCAAUUCAUUUUCAAUCCAUUCACAAAGUCAUGCAUGAUUAUGUAACUUAUUUGAAAGUGUAAAACCACAUACUUUACUCAUAAUGUUUUGUCUGUUAACUAAAGUAGCGCUUUCUCUGCAACGUAGAUUUCCCCGAAGAAAAUCCAAGACAUACAAUGCAUUAAACCACAAGAAAUUGUGCUCACGUUUUGAGUCACACCCAUGAUUCCAUAAAACUUUGGGGGGCUUUGUUUGUUUCAUUGUCUAAUUGAACUUUUUUAUGAGAGGUUUGAUAUCCUUGUGUGCUCACAAGGUGAUACGGUAACUUGUUUUUCCUCUCAGCUCCUACGUUUUGUCAUUCUGAACAUGACUCCUUGUAUCAGAUGUAAUCUGGCCAAUAAUGCCUUAAUGCUAUAUUUUACCUUGGGUACUUUUACCUAUUUUUCUCUUGGCCAUCAACAUAUCGUCAAAUAAAUAUCAAGCUUAUUAACGAUUAUUAGCACUCACGCAGCUGUGACCAUGUGAGCUGAGCUAGCAUAUCCUGCCUGGGUUUCAUUCUGCUUCGGCAAUUAAAAAUUCUUGGCAACAGC
This is a messenger RNA of Lytechinus pictus (painted urchin), 4917 nucleotides long. RefSeq names its product E3 ubiquitin-protein ligase MARCHF8-like. The record is from RefSeq and is a predicted model, not a curated record. Gene Ontology annotation, cellular component: lysosome; cytoplasm; late endosome membrane. Gene Ontology annotation, molecular function: zinc ion binding; ubiquitin protein ligase activity; MHC protein binding. The coding region runs from base 116 to 904 and encodes 262 amino acids. Gene Ontology annotation, biological process: protein polyubiquitination; immune response; antigen processing and presentation of peptide antigen via MHC class II. The transcript is spliced from 3 exons. Lineage: Eukaryota; Metazoa; Echinodermata; Echinoidea; Temnopleuroida; Toxopneustidae.